CCAGUAGCGCCAAACUGUGACCGAGAGCCUCUGGGGAACUUCAACGCAUGAGCCUGUGGGGAUGUUCACUCUUCAAACUACAGCACACAUAAGGGAGAUGCCGAAACACACGUAGGGCCUUAUGCUUCGGGAAGAAAUUGAUUGCGGGGCUGGGCAGCGGGGGACACGAGGAGGGCGACGGCUGAGCGGAUGCUGAGAGAGGACAGGAGGCUGUCACCAGCGCCGAGCCAGAAGGCAGCUCCAGGCAGAGGGACCAUAUUUUCUCCAUCCUGUUCUGGUAGUAGACAGGACCCCUGAAGGGACCCUGGGCUCUGCGGAACCCAACAUCCGGUGACACUGGAGAGCAACAGUCCCCCAUCUUUAGGAGUGGUGGCCCGGGCACAGAGUGGAGUGACAGCCACCCAGGGGACCUCAGCUCCGAGCAGGAACCCAGGCCGUCUGCAAACAUAGCCUGCCAGGCCCAUGAAUGGGGAUUUAGCAGCUGGCAAGAUGGCAUCGCCCGCCUGUGCCAUGGGUCCCAUUGACAGCCUGGAGCUCCUGGACCUCCUUUUUGACAGGCAGGACGGCAUCCUGCGACAUGUGGAGCUGCCCGACGGCUGGGGCCGCGCUGCCAAGGACCAGCAGGCACCGCCAGGCUCAGACUCCGACGACUUCCUGAGCUCCAUCCUGGGCCCCAGUGACUCAGCCUCCAGCUCCCCGACCUGGUCCCCUGCGGCCAGCGACAGCGGCAUCUCUGACGACCUGCCCUCCGACCCCCAGGACAGCCCUCCACGUGGCGGGGGGCCAGGCACUACCCCGGCCAGCUGCCAUUCCGCUGAAGGCUGCUGCCCUUCCUACCUCCCCGGCCCCUCAGGUCCUGCCAGGCCUCCCGGGACACAGGUGCCGGAGGCCUCUGUGGCCAUAGACCUGGACAUGUGGAGUGCAGGGGGCCUCUACCCCGAGCAGCACGCCGGCUCGCCCUCCCGCUUCAACCUGACCGUGAAGGAGCUCCUGCUGGCCGGUGGCAGCGGGGACCAGCAGCAGCACCUGUCCGCCGCCUACCUCCUGCGACCCGGGAAUGGCCAUUGCCAGGAGCUGGUGCUGACGGAGGACGAGAAGAAGCUGCUGGCCAAGGAGGGGGUCGCCCUGCCUACCCAGCUGCCCCUCACCAAGUAUGAGGAGCGCGUGCUGAAAAAGAUCCGCCGGAAAAUCCGCAACAAACAGUCGGCUCAAGAAAGCAGGAAAAAGAAGAAGGAAUACAUCGACGGCCUGGAGACCCGAAUGUCAGCCUGCACCACCCAGAACCAGGAGCUGCAGCGGAAGGUCUUGCAUCUGGAGAAGCAGAAUCUGUCCCUCUUGGAGCAGCUGAAGAAACUCCAGGCGCUCGUGGUGCAGUCCACUGGCAAGUCCGCCCCGACGGGCACCUGCAUCGCUGUCUUGCUGUUGUCAUGCGCCCUCAUCAUCCUCCCAUCAAUCAGCCCCUUCGCCUUCAACAAAGCUGAGAGCCCCGGGGACUUCGCACCCGUACGAGUCUUCUCCAGGACACUGCACAGUGACGCAGCUUCACGCGUGGCCCCGGGGGACACCGCAUCAGGUCCCAACACCCCAGGCUCCCAGCCAGACACCGCAACCCAGCAAGGGUCCCCAGGCAGCCUGGGGGCAGACUUGGGGGGCUUCUUGGACAAGCCGGCGCUGGGUAACACCACGAAAGAGCUGGACAACUCGAGCCUGGCCCUGGGCAACUCGACGGGGCAGCUGGGCUGGGCCACCGUGCUGAGCUGGGUGGCGCCAGAGUGGGUGCUGAGCCCCGGGCAUGCGGGGCUGGAGGCGGCAGGGGAGGAGCUCUGAGCACCCCUGGGCCCUGGGCUUGGGGCGCUUCAAGGGCCCUGGCAUGGACAGCAACAGACCCUGGGGGCGUGGGGCUGGAGCGUCCAGCAGGGACACUCAAGUUCACAGCUGCACCCAGGACCGACGGCCCCUGAAACAGGCCUCAGAGGACAAAGUCUGAGAAGCACCCCAGAAAGGCCCCUUGUGCCCGCCUGGGGCUUCCUGGCGCCCCAGCACCCCAGGAACCUCUCUGGACAUUGGUGUGGCCACAGCCACGAGCACCCCCUUUUCUAAGACUUUCCGAGCCUGAAUAAAGUAUUUUGACAGAA
Molecule: messenger RNA, 2135 nt
Organism: Chinchilla lanigera (long-tailed chinchilla)
Lineage: Eukaryota; Metazoa; Chordata; Mammalia; Rodentia; Chinchillidae
Gene: Creb3l3
Product: cAMP responsive element binding protein 3-like 3
Exons: 12
Coding region: 463-1827 (454 amino acids)
Biological process (GO): regulation of transcription by RNA polymerase II
Cellular component (GO): nucleus
Molecular function (GO): RNA polymerase II cis-regulatory region sequence-specific DNA binding; DNA-binding transcription factor activity, RNA polymerase II-specific
Source: RefSeq, a predicted model, not a curated record